CCUGAAGGUCUCUUCGUUUAUUCCCCCCUCUCCCUCCCUGUUUCUCCCCCCCCGCACUCCCUCCCCUCCCUCCCGGAGAAGGUAGCGGGGGGUAAGAGGUUAUGGACGUGUGCCCUGAGGCCGCUGGGUAUUUAUGGGGAGGAGUGCCCCCUUCUGGCCGGGAUUUACCAUCAGGCUCAGCGUCUGGGGGGGCAGCUCUAUCGCCUGGGACCAGCCAACGCCUUCACCGGCCGGGUCUAUGUGGGUAAUGUGGCCUGGAUGCACGUGUUGGCAGCUCAGACCCUGAGGGACAGGCCCGCCUCACUCAGCGGCCAGGCCUACUAUUGCACGGACGCCUCCCCGGACAGGAGUCACAUGGAUUUCAACAUGGAGCUGCUGGGGCCCGCUGGGGUGCGGCUGGUGGGCCAGGGUGGUCCUGUCCUCCCUCUGGCCCUGACCCACUGCCUGGUCUGGCUGCUGCAGCUGCUGCAGUGGGUGCUCAGCCCUUUCCUCACCUUCGCCCCCUUCCUCAACCGCCACACCCUGGCCAUGGCGUCCACCACCUUCACCGUGCGCACCCAGAAGGCCUGGCACCACUUCGGAUACCGCCCGCUCUACACCUGGGAGGAGGCACGGGAUCGCACUGUGCGCUGGCUGCGCUCACUCCCCAAGGCGGCAUCGAGGGGCCCCGGAGGACCAGGACCGAGCUAAUCCCAACCGCCCUUUCGGCGCAGAGUCCCACCACUGAGCGAACUCCAUGUGCUUCCAGAGCUCCGAUCUGCGGUCCGUUCUGUGUUUUAUAUCAGACUCCCUCUGAUCCAUUCCCUGUUUUAUAUCAGACUCCCUCUGAUCCAUUCCGUGUUUUAUACCAGACUCUCUCUCUGAUCCAUUCCGUGUUUUACAUCA
Molecule: messenger RNA, 885 nt
Organism: Chiloscyllium plagiosum (whitespotted bambooshark)
Lineage: Eukaryota; Metazoa; Chordata; Chondrichthyes; Orectolobiformes; Hemiscylliidae
Source: RefSeq, a predicted model, not a curated record